Molecule: messenger RNA, 1755 nt
Organism: Apaloderma vittatum (bar-tailed trogon)
Lineage: Eukaryota; Metazoa; Chordata; Aves; Trogoniformes; Trogonidae
Product: dentin matrix acidic phosphoprotein 1-like
Exons: 4
Coding region: 1-1755 (584 amino acids)
Biological process (GO): extracellular matrix organization; ossification
Source: RefSeq, a predicted model, not a curated record
AUGCACUGGCCAGCAGUGAAAUGUCCAGGCGACCACGCCAGGGCACACAGCCCAGAGCAUCCCAACACAGGGAGCCAGCUCGUCCCAUCCCUAGCAACAGAGGAGACACCAGCUUGCACCACGCCUCAAGCCACAAGGACCACAACCAACAUGAGAGCCGUGUUCCUGGUGCUGCACCUCUGGGCCAUAGUCUGCGCUCACCCUGACACAGCAAGUGAAGAUUACAUCAACAAACUGGGCAACCUGCUGGGUGAUGGAGAUGAGAGACAUCCUCCUCCCAGUGUGGAGAGGGAGGACAAUGCUCUUGCUGGGGACCUAACAGAUGGGAACGCUGUCGGUGAGGAGCUGAGCGAGCAUGGCAGCCGAGACAGGGGAGGCAGAGUUGUGGAGGCUCAACAGCUGAACCGAGUGGACCACCAGGACAUGAGUGCCAGGAACGGGAACAGCCUUGGUUUCCUGGAGGAGGAUGCACGAGAUGCUGAUGAUGGUGACAACAGAGAGCACCACGGCACUGGAAUCGGUGGGCUGCCCUCCCAUGCUGGCGAGCUCCUGGACGAGGAGGAUGACAGUGGAGAUGAUACCUUUGAUGAGAAUGGGAAAGAGAGGGGUGAAGGUCCUACUCAUGGGGCUGGUGCUGACGGGGCAGGUGAACGUGACCACAACGCUGGCCGUGGAGACACUGGGGCUGGUGGAAGGCACGGGGACAGCAGCAGCAGUAGCAGCAGUGAAAGCAUGGGGGCUGAUCACUGGCGGUACAGGAACUACCUCGGCAGCCGGUAUGAGCGGGCCUACGGAUGGGGAGGGGGCAGCAGCAGCAGCCAGGAGGAAGAGGAGGAGAGCUACGACUUUGACGAUGAAGCCAUGCAGGGAGAUGACCCCUCCGUCUUCGAUGGACCAGGCAGCAGCUACAAGGGACGUCGUGCUGGCCCCUAUGCUCCAAGUAACAGCCAAGAGAGCGUCCCGGGGGCUGGCUCCCGACGCUGGGAGGAAGGUGACAGCAAGUCCCCAGAGGUGGAGGAUGCUGACUCGGGAGAAGACAGCCCAUCCAUGGAGGACAACAGUGAGUCAGAAGAGCCUGUCACCAGCCAGUCAGAGGAAAAUAGCCGCUCCAGGGAGGACAGGGAUAGCGAGGACAGCCCCUCCAGGGAGGGCGAGGACAGCAAGUCCAGGGAGAGCACUGCUGAGCAGUCAGACGAAGAGCUGGGGGAGUCCCCAGAGGACAUCUCCCAGGAGGUGGUGAGCACAUCAAACGAGCGCAGCGGGAGCCGUUCCCAGGAAGGGCAGGAGGACCAAGAGCAUGCCGAAAACAGGAGUGUGCUGUCUGUGCCUGACAGUGAGUCUGUGGAAGACGAGGGUGACCAGAGCAAAUCUGGGGGAGAUGAUGAUGACCAGAGCCAGUCCACGGAAGACACUGUGGAGGACUCAAAUGAGGACAAGAGUGACUCCAACCCAGAUGGAGACAUGCUGAGCACAUCAGCCGAGAGCCAGAGUGCAUCCCCAGAGGAUGAUGGCAGCCAAGAGGAUAAUACGGGUGAAGAGAGCAGGUCCACAGAGAGCAUCAACAGCGAGUCCCAGGAGGACGAUGAUGAUGAGGAAAGCCACUCCCAGGAGGAUGCCAGCCGUGAGUCCAGCAGCCGUGGGGAUGACAGCUCGCUGCAGAGCCUUGAGAGCCAGAGCCACAAACGGCGGCCGGGCGCCUAUCGCAACAAACCCGCUGCUGACUACGAUGACAAUGACUGCCAGGACGGCUACUGA